This is a messenger RNA of Porites evermanni, 359 nucleotides long. The record is from the annotation of a GenBank genome assembly. NCBI's taxonomy places the organism in Eukaryota, Metazoa, Cnidaria, Anthozoa, Scleractinia, Poritidae.
AAUUUACCCCAUCCAAGCCUCAUCACCCCAGAUUCUCACACAGUUUAUAUUAAGCAGUUCGCAUGUCGAUUCAGAACCUUCAAACUUAUGGUAAUGUCUUGUUAGAGGAGCUUUUUUUUUCAGUUUAUAAUCUGUUGUGAGCGAUGAUUAUUUUGUUGCGUUGAGACCUUUUCAAUUUGCUCUCUUUCGCAAUCAUAGAUCCUUUUUCGGAUGCUAAUAAGGGACUGCGCGAAACAUCAUUACAAGAUACGCCUAUUCACAUCCGCAUACAACAGCGAAACGGAAGAAAGACUUUAACUACAGUGCAGGGAAUUCAUGAUGGCUAUGACAAGAAAAAGCUUGUGAAAGCUUUCAAAAAG